Messenger RNA from Neohortaea acidophila, 3727 nucleotides. RefSeq lists its product as uncharacterized. The record is from RefSeq and is a predicted model, not a curated record. Bases 154 to 3576 code for a protein of 1140 amino acids. Lineage: Eukaryota; Fungi; Ascomycota; Dothideomycetes; Mycosphaerellales; Teratosphaeriaceae. The transcript is spliced from 2 exons.
UGUUUCCAACGUGCACUCGUUACUCCACGAGCACCACAAGCACGCCGACCUCCACCAAUACCCGCCCCUCCACUCCAUCAUUCCUCUUUCACAUGUGCAUUACUUCCUCCCCUACACACCCCAUUCGCUUGGCUUCCCGAACAUGCUGUAGACAUGGCAUACUUCAAUGCCGCAGCUGCGACUCCCUCGAGAGGGUCGAGUUGGCUGGCUAAUCCAACCGACGGCGACCCUUCUGCGCCCUGGUGGAAUAGCGCAAUAUCUCCACGUGUCCUACUCACCCUCCAAUCCCUCGCUCUUCCGCUCGCUUUCUGGUUUAAGCCAACAUGCGUCUGCAUAGCUCUUGUCUGGCUCGCCUAUCGGGCCUCUCAAAUCGUACAGAAACCUCUCGGCGAUCUCUCCUACCUCCUCGGAUUCGAUAUUCCCUCCCACCCUCUUAUCGAUCUCGCUGGCAUCAAAGCGGACGGCGCCAUUAUCCACUGGAGCUUUCUGGAAAAGCCAAAGCACAAGAGCCAGGUCAAGAUAGAAAUACACCUCAACGGCACCCUCAUAGACCGAUCGCCAUGCCACGAGUCUGCGGUCAUGAUAACCGGUCUUCAGCCCGCCUCCUUCUACGUUGUCCGCGUGGCUCUGUUGCACAAUGAAUUCAGCUCCAAGAGCGCCGCUAUCCGAUUUCGCACCAAACCUACCUCUUCAGACGAUUUCUUCACCCCUGCCGUCAACCCCGCCGAUCCCGACCAUGACCCCCAACAGGAACUCGUCCCACGCGUCCGGCCCUAUCGCGCCCUCAAAGACUUCGCCCCAUCCUCUCCGACCUCGACUAGUAUGGCGAGAGAGGGUAGCCUGGGCCUGGGGCCGGUAAGAAACACGAGUCGCCGCCCAUCGCCCGCCAGCAUCCAAAUCGAUCCCAGGCAAGACUCGCAUGCAGACGACCUUGAUUUACGUGAUGGUGCGGAGACUGUUCAGCAGCUUACGGAAAAGCUCGAUGCAAUCAGACGUGAAACCGAAGACGCCGAGAGGUUGGCGAGAGAGGAGGACGAUGAAGAAUUCCGGCAGAAAGACGAAUUGGCAAAUGAGCGUGAUGACUUGAAGGCUCAGGUUAAUGACAAGGAAAAAGUUAGCCGGAAUCUAAAAAGAGAAGUGAACACGCUUGAGCGACAGAAUACCGCCGCGCAGAACGAGCGUGCGAAGCAAGAGCGAUUGUUGCAACAGAAGAAGCAGGAGAGGGUGAAACUCACAGAGGACAUGCUACGGUGGGAGCGUGGCGCGGAGGAGAUGGCUGCUGAGGUGGAACGGAUCAAAAGCGAACGGGCAACCCACCUCGAACAAAUGGCGCGAGAUAAAGAAGACUUGCGCGAGAAACAGGCCGCAGAAAGCGCGAAACUUCGGGCCCUCGACGAUCAAGUCAAAGAAAAGACGGCGGAAGUCAAGAAGAUUGAGCGCAUAAUCAAGGACAACUCUCCGAAUGGCUCGGAACGCGAGCCCAACCUCGUGCAGCAACUCCAGAGCGAUGCGGAAGAAGAGCGCAGAUGGCAGGCGCUCAGACAAAGCCUCCAGCAGCAGUAUACCGGCACCUUCACGCGGUUGGAGAACGCGAAGAAAUUCUACGUCAAUCAGAUGCAAUGGCUCGAGACUCUACGGGCUGAUCGAAGACGGCAAGAGGAUGCAACACAGUACGCGCCUGCUGCCAACGAUCGCCAUCGAAUGGCGGAGAUGCAGCGCAGGAGUUCUCCCAGUGUUGCUGAAAGCCCUCGCCUUGGCACCUUUCCAGUAAACCACAGCCCCUUCUCGAACCCGGCCGGCCCAGCUGGAGCGGCCUACAACCCUACACCCUUUUUCAACAUUCACAACGGCAUGUCAUUCCCGAACCCGACGGACGAGGUGGCCAUGUCAGAGGAUGAUCGGGACAGACUCACCGGAGGCGCUGCCAUGUCCCCGACAGCUGGCGCUGCUCUCAUUCCCGCAGAUCUCUUCUCGGGUGAGGGCGAAAGCAGACUUGAGCAGGUUAGGCCGCUUCCAGGACUUGGCUCUUUGCCUGGUCUGGCAGGAAUACCUGGCCCAUCCCCUCAGCCCCAGCACGACCAGCUUGGCGCCGGACCUGCCUCCCCGGCAGCAUCUAGCAGCAGAUCGCCGAGCGUGUUGGCAAGCCCUCGAGCGAGUCAAUACAAUCUUCCCACCACCUCGUCCGAUGCCGUUAUUGAAGGAGAUCGCCGCUCCAUCCGAUCGAACCGCUCAAAUCGUGCUGCUAGUGGAGGCACGGGCAGUCGAUUCAGCGGCAUGUUUGGCAUUCGACCUCGUAACAAGAGCGCGCUCGAAGAAGGCCCACCUCUGAGCAAAGCCAGUUCCAUGCCAAGACAAGAUCCAGGAAGCACAGGCCUGGACUCCACUGCUCGCAAACGCAAUAGCAGCAUUUCCGGCCUGGGCGGUUUGGAUGGCACCGAGGACGUUUCUUCAGACUCUCCCGGUGCAGCGACUGCCAGGCGGGCUUUUGGCUUUUUCAGCAAGGAGAAAAGCGGCGGGUGGCCAUCCAACUUUACUGCAUUCAGUCGAAAGCCUGCUUCCCCGCGCCCUGGCUCUACGCAUUCCAAUGAGCUCCCGCGGCCGUCGAUGGAGAGCGGUCGUUGGCCUUCCGACACCUGGUCGCUGGCAGAUGGCGCAGCUGGAGCCCGCGGCAGUCCGCUCGCCUUCGGUGCUGCUGGGUGGAACGCUCCCUCUCAGCAAUCACGCAUGUACGGUUCGCGUCACCCGUCUCGUCGUCCGUCUGUCCAAUAUGCCGCUUCCGGCCCUCCCGAAGACAUUCUAGAGGAUGACGAUUCCGACGCCAUUGAUCCCAAUGAAGCUCCGCACCUCGAGCCAAUUGGAACCAAGCCAUCGAAGAACACAGCUGCCGACAAUGCUGCUAAGCUCAAUCCGAACGCGAAAGACUUCAAGUCAUUCUUUUCCAGCAUGAAGUUUGGCGGCAAGGACAAAGCGAGGGAAAACGGCGAGGGCAGCGACAAGAAUGAUGGCCUCACGCCUCAGCAAUUGACAGCACCGCCAACGUCCCACGGCCUUGAACACGACGAGUCCCCACCCAACAGCCGCAAGUCUCGUGACACCCGCGACACCCGCUCCAUGACCACUACCGAGUCCUCUCUGGUAGAAUCCGGCCGUACCUCUCCGGACCUCGACCAAACACUUUCCUACCCCACCUCCGAUGUUCCCGCCGCAUCCGCCUCGCAGCAGAGCAAGGAAAGCCUGAUGCAGAAAAUCACCCGCAAGUCUUCGUCUAGCAAGUUCAGCCUGCCCUCUUUCAACCGUCAGAGGUCGCGCCUCGAUGUGCCCACGACAUCUGCGUCAACGCCUGUGCCUGCCGAAGACGACGUGGAUCCGAUGAAUGAGAGCGUGAGCAGUCUGAAGGACAAUUCGCCGGCGAGGUCCGACGCUAAGGACCAUCGGGGUUCGCGGAGCUGGAGUAGUGCUUUUAAGCUGGGGAAGAAGAAGGGUGCUGGUGGUGCGGCGGAGGCGCAGAGUAUGAGUGAUCGGAUCAGCAUGGCGAGUGGGACGGAGGAUGGCGAGGAUGAUGAGGAGGGGGUGUAGAUGAGUAGGGAGAUAUCGCUGCCAUUCUUUGGACUUUAACACCUGAAGGACCUGUCACAACUUGCCAUCUGUGUCUCCUGUUCACGGGCGAGAUAUCAUUGUAUGCGCGGAUAAUCCAGCAUGACACGCGUUCAAACUCGGCUUCUUACUU